Messenger RNA from Portunus trituberculatus (swimming crab), 1011 nucleotides. RefSeq names its product protein tonB2-like. The transcript is spliced from 4 exons. Bases 79 to 798 code for a protein of 239 amino acids. The record is from RefSeq and is a predicted model, not a curated record. NCBI's taxonomy places the organism in Eukaryota, Metazoa, Arthropoda, Malacostraca, Decapoda, Portunidae.
GUGAGUGUGGCUGCCCAGGUAUAUAUAUAAAGCGCUGCGCCGUAGCGAGACACACACACAGACACGCCAGACAUCAGCAUGAAGGCGUUCGUGAUCCUCUCCUGCGCGGCAGCGGUGGCCGUGGCUCAGCACCGGCCCCUCAAGGAUGCCAGUCAUUUCCAUGCCAUCACGGAACCCCACCUGCCCCGCGACCCGAACGUGCUCCUGGCUACACAGAAUUUCCUCAACCAGUAUGCGGAAUUGAAGGCGCUUGCUGAUGCUGCUCCCGACCCACCCCCCCGUCCCACUGGCUUUGUCCAGAGACCUGUAGCUAUCCAGAGGCCUAUCCCCGUCCAUCCACCACCCACUCUUCCUAGCGCCCACCGCUUCGCACCCCAGCCUGUUGCCGCCCCUGUGGCUGUGGCCCCUCCCUCCCCACCUCCUUCCCCUGCUCCCAUUCACGUGCCCCAUCAGCGUCAAUUUGAUGUGCAUGGCGAGAUCCGCUCCCUCCUGAACAAGCACAGGCCCAGGGUUGUCCCCACCUUCGCUCCCGCUCCUGUAGCCCCCAGCCCCACCCCUGCUCAUGCUGUUGCCCAGCCAGCUCCCACUUUCGCCCCUGCCCACCGUCCCUCACCAGCUGUGAGAUUCCCCAGCUUUUCCGUUAUGAGCAACGUGGGCGGCCACCAGAGGGCCAUCAACUCUCACCAAGUUACCAGCACUGGCUUUGCCCCUGACGUGCUCGCCGCCCAGAAGGACCUCGCCGCCGCCCACCAUAACAUUCUGAGGCAGCAGGCCGCUCUCGCCCCCAGAUUUUUCUAAACACUCUCCAACCUGCCCGCCUAGCCUGCCCACACCCUCAAGUCCAAGAGUUACCAAGGUCUCUGGCCGCCGUGGGAGGGGAUGGCACAGCAGCAACAGCCCACAUUGGUGCCUGCGCCUAGUGUAGUCCAUGACGACGUUCUGCCGUUGUAAGGUAGAGCGAGGCACGACUGUACAUACGUCUGUGUGUAAAUACAUUUUAUACAAACUUUA